Messenger RNA from Poecile atricapillus (Black-capped chickadee), 876 nucleotides. RefSeq names its product renin binding protein (gene RENBP). The record is from RefSeq and is a predicted model, not a curated record. The transcript has 6 exons. NCBI's taxonomy places the organism in Eukaryota, Metazoa, Chordata, Aves, Passeriformes, Paridae. Bases 70 to 456 code for a protein of 128 amino acids. Gene Ontology annotation, molecular function: peptidase inhibitor activity; N-acylglucosamine 2-epimerase activity. Gene Ontology annotation, biological process: N-acetylmannosamine metabolic process; carbohydrate metabolic process; N-acetylglucosamine metabolic process.
AAGGGGGGCGUGGCCAGGAAGGGGGCGGGGCCUUGUCGCGAGGUCUCGUGACUGGGCAGCGGCCGCGCCAUGGAGCAGCUCCGGGCCUGGCGGGGUCGCAUCGGGGCCGAGCUGGACGCGGCCGUGGCCUUUUGGGAGCGGCACUCGCACGACCCCGAGCACGGGGGUUUUUUCUCCUGCCUGAGUCGCGACGGCUCCGUCUACGACGACACCAAGUUCGUGUGGCUGCAGGGCCGCCAGAUUUGGGUUUAUUCCCGGCUGUACCGGAGCGUGCCGCGGUUCCGCCGGCCGGAGCUGCUGGAGGCGGCGCGGAAAGCGGGGGAGUUCCUGCAGCGGCAGGUGCGGCCAGGGCCGGGUUCGUCCCCGCGCCGCCUUCGCCCUGAGCCGGGCGGGGCUCCCCGAGCGCGUCCAGCGCAGCUUCUACAGCGAAGCGUUCUGCGCGCUGGGGCUGGAUGAGCUGGGCAGGGCGGCGGCCGAGCCUCGUUACCGCGCGUGGGGCCGGCAGUGGGCUCUGGCCGUGUGGGGCUGGGCCCGGGGGGCUCCCAUGGAAUUGGGGCGCCCCCGAUUUGCGGGGACCCCUCCCCCAGCAGUCGCUGGCCCAGCCCAUGAUGGUGCUCAAGGUGGGGCUGCAGCUCUGGGGGGACCCCCGGAGGGACCCCCAAGAUCAGCCCGACCCCGAGGCCGAGGCCAUGGCGGAGUGGGGGGCGCGGCACGUCCUGAUGCACCUGCAGGUACCCCCAAAAUCACCCCAAAAUCACCCCAAAAUUACCCCAAAAUCACCCCAAAAUCACCCCAAAAUUACCCCAAAAUCACCCCAAAAUUACCCCAAAAUCACCCCCAAAAUCAGCCCAAAAUCAGCCCAAAAUUACCCCAAAA